AUGCAUGCGCUGGUGGAUGAAGGGGGUAAGACGAGUGAUGCCAUCUCCGCGCUGGAGAGGAGUGGAGUUACGCUAGGACUCUCGGAGGAAGACGCCUUGACGUGGUUCCAAUGCGUCGAAACAAAGCUUCAAGACACAACGACCAGUACCAUGACAGUGUCACCUCUCCCGCCCAUCACAUUGCAUGGCUUGGACAAUGCAGAGGUUUAUAUGCAAAAAAUCGAAAAAGCUCGCGAGCUCAUUAGUAUGGGCGAAAGCUACGAGAUCUGCCUCACGACACAAUUUGAGGGGAAAGUGCUGGAGGAGGCGGACUAUAACAAGUACUUUGCCCUGUACUGCUCUCUGCGGCGGAAGAACCCUGCACCUUUUUCAGCCUAUGUGGAACUGCCAACUGUCCAUGGGACACCACAAGCUAUCCUAUCGACUAGCCCAGAAAGGUUCCUCACUGUAUCGGAUAGGGGUACAGUAGAAAUGCGACCUAUCAAAGGGACCAAAGUACGGCCAGGCUGGGGCGCAGGCGAAGAGGACUGGCUUGCACGAGCCAAAGAAGAACCAGACAUGAGGGCAUUUGUGGCUGCAGAGGACCGACGACGACGACAACUGCUGGAAGCGGACCCCAAAGAGCGAGCUGAGAACCUGAUGAUCGCAGACUUGAUCCGGGCUGAUCUACAAUCUGUGUGCUUCCCUGGCACAGUGGAAGUGCCAAGACUCAUUGCAUUGGAGACCUACGUGACAGUCCACCAGCUUGUGACCUCCGUCGAAGGCACACUGCGACCGAGUAUUGGAUGUGUGGAUGUGACUAGGCGGUGCUUCCCACCAGGCAGCAUGACAGGGGCUCCGAAACGGAGGAGUGUGGAGCUAAUUGAGACGCUGGAACGAUCGGCGGACGACCCUGAAUCAACGACACGUCGUCGAGGUAUUUACUCAGGCGCCUUGGGGUUCAUUGGGGUGGACGGCGCAUCAAGUCUAUCGGUUGUUAUCAGGACCAUUACCAUGCAGGGCGCCAAUGCAUUGGUGGGUGCUGGUGGAGCUAUUACGUUCCUAUCUUCUCCAGAAGGCGAAUGGGAUGAAGUGUUGACCAAGCUGGGGUCAGUUGCUUCGCUGGCCCCUUCGAAGUGA
Molecule: messenger RNA, 1119 nt
Organism: Malassezia pachydermatis
Lineage: Eukaryota; Fungi; Basidiomycota; Malasseziomycetes; Malasseziales; Malasseziaceae
Product: para-aminobenzoate synthase
Exons: 1
Coding region: 1-1119 (372 amino acids)
Biological process (GO): L-tryptophan biosynthetic process
Source: RefSeq, a predicted model, not a curated record